Molecule: messenger RNA, 741 nt
Organism: Rhizophagus irregularis DAOM 181602=DAOM 197198
Lineage: Eukaryota; Fungi; Glomeromycota; Glomeromycetes; Glomerales; Glomeraceae
Molecular function (GO): protein binding
Source: RefSeq, a predicted model, not a curated record
AUGGUUUUUCCGAAUACUGGAAUACCUCCACAGCAACGUGAAGGAUUUCAGGCCGUAAUUAAUAAUGGAAAAAUAUAUAUCUUUGUUGGAUCAGAAAGUGAUGCUUUUGGCAAAAUGAUUAUAUUUAAUUUGAACUUGCAAGAUUCAAUUUGGUCACUUGAAGUAAAUAAUAAUCCACCACUUGCAAGAUAUGGAUAUACUGCUACUAUACUUGUCGGUUAUAAUGCCGGUAAUGCUGAAGAUGGGUUAAUUUUUUAUAUUGGAGGGGUUUUUCAAGAUGAAUCCUAUGCAAAUAUGAAUGAGAUUCCCAUGUACAAUACAUUAAAAGAUAAUUGGUCAAAUGCAAAAAUGAAUCCAACUGGAAAAAUUAUUCCUGAAGGCCGACAAAUGCACUCAGCAGUCUUAUCUAAAUUUAAUACCAUUAUUGUAUAUGGAGGUUAUUAUUAUAAAGUUUCCUCAAAACCUGAAUUAGUUAUAUUGGAUAUUUCAAAUCCAAUCUACAAUUGGAUACAGCCAAUUACUGCAUCACCAUUACCAUCAUUAUCACCACCAUCACCACCAUCAAUACCAGCUGCAUCAUCACCACUAUCAUUACCAAUUAUAGCAAUUAUAAUUCCAAUUAUUAUUAUUUUAAUAAUAAUUGGUUUUUUGGUUUAUUAUAAAAGAUAUAAAAAACAAAAAAUAGAAAAUGAAAACAACAAUAAUAACAAUACUAAUAAUAAUUCAGAAGAAGUCCAAUAA